AUGUUACAUUUAGAGAAGUGUAAGAAAAAUGUCGAGAAUCGAUCAAAGCAGCUUUACACCCACAUCGGCGGAUCGAAAAGCUUGGCAAGGCACGGAGAAGAAGAGUCGGAACGACAAGGGAGGAGAGUUAGUAGAGGAGAGUUGUAUCUCUUAACGCACAAAAGAGAUGAUGGCUCCUAUAUCCAUGAUGCGGCUCGCGCUAUUGGAGAAAGAAUUGAGGCUAUUGAGCAAGGCGAUGAAUCUUCUAGACUGUUAUGCCAGAAUGAUUCGCUUGCUCAAGCUCUCGGAAAAGAGCGCCCGGGUAGGGUGCGUGGCAUGGGGUUGGGACCGACUUCUAGUCAAGUCUUUGGUAUGAAUUCCCAUCAGUCGAGCAAUAGUUUUGAAAGGAAGGAGACUCAAAGGGUGCUGCUUGAACUGCAAGCAGAGUUGGUAGUAGAGAAAUUGAAAAGGAAGGCAGUGGAGGAUGAAGUAGCAACCGAGAAGACCAAAAGACAGUCAGUGGAGGAUGAAGUAGCAGCUGGAAAGGUCAGGAUGCAGGCAAUGGAGAGUGCUUUGAUAUGUCUACUUCAAGGGCAAGGUAGGGAGCUGCCAUCAGACGUCGCCACAUGGAUGAGUGCGUUGGAGGGACAGAUUAGAAAGUAG
Messenger RNA from Arachis ipaensis, 642 nucleotides. The record is from RefSeq and is a predicted model, not a curated record. Lineage: Eukaryota; Viridiplantae; Streptophyta; Magnoliopsida; Fabales; Fabaceae.